Messenger RNA from Pygoscelis adeliae (Adelie penguin), 664 nucleotides. RefSeq names its product LSM1, U6 small nuclear RNA associated (gene LSM1). Gene Ontology annotation, molecular function: RNA cap binding. The transcript has 3 exons. Gene Ontology annotation, biological process: deadenylation-dependent decapping of nuclear-transcribed mRNA. NCBI's taxonomy places the organism in Eukaryota, Metazoa, Chordata, Aves, Sphenisciformes, Spheniscidae. Gene Ontology annotation, cellular component: Lsm1-7-Pat1 complex; P-body. The record is from RefSeq and is a predicted model, not a curated record. Bases 1 to 318 code for a protein of 105 amino acids.
AUGGCGCGGGAGCUGCCCCGCUGCUCCCGAGCAAACUUGGUGUUGCACCAGACUGUGGAGCGCAUCCACGUGGGCAAGAAGUAUGGGGACAUCCCUCGAGGUAUCUUUGUUGUGAGAGGCGAGAACGUUGUUCUGCUGGGGGAAAUAGACCUGGAGAAGGAGAGCGACACACCUCUGCAGCAGGUCUCCAUCGAGGAGAUCCUGGAGGAGCAGCGGGUGGAGCAGCAAGCCAAGCAGGAGUCGGAGAAGCUGAAAGUGCAGGCGCUGAAGGAGCGGGGCCUCUCCGUCCCGCGGGCGGACACCUUGGACGAGUACUAGAUGUGCUGCCCCUCGGAUCUUUCCUCCGCGGCAGAGCGAGGGGUGCUCCGUGAUCCACCCAUGCGUGGGCAGAUCUCUUUGGAAAGGCAGUUUUUAUUUUCAGAUUGUUUUCUGUGGCACAGAUAACUGUAAAAAAAAAAAAAAUCAUGCCUUUAGUUUCUCCUUGCGGAGAAGGAGGAGCGAAGGCAUUCGGCUGCCCUUCGAGGUGGCCAGGCGCGCUGGGGAGCACGAGCGUUUGUGUUCAGGAGGCAAAUCACUUGGUCCUUCGGGUUUGUUUGCUUUUUCCUCCUCACGUGACUCUGGGUGAGAGUUUUCCUUGAUGUGUAAAUAAAUCCUUGAUCUCAAC